Molecule: messenger RNA, 5010 nt
Organism: Trichoplusia ni (cabbage looper)
Lineage: Eukaryota; Metazoa; Arthropoda; Insecta; Lepidoptera; Noctuidae
Gene: Cftr
Product: multidrug resistance-associated protein 4
Exons: 25
Coding region: 227-4411 (1394 amino acids)
Biological process (GO): transmembrane transport
Cellular component (GO): membrane
Molecular function (GO): ATP binding; ATP hydrolysis activity; ABC-type transporter activity
Source: RefSeq, a predicted model, not a curated record
GAGACAGCGCGCGCGCAACUCAGUAGGAGGCAGCUUGCGCUCGCUUCGGGUCGUUGGUAAUCAGGCGUUUCGUCUAUUUGCCGGCUGUAGUGCUCCGACCGCGACUAGUACUGCAUCGUUAAAAAUGACGAUAUUUACACCGCAUUAAAAUAACGUGACCCCUUUUAAUACGCGGACACAUAGACUUUUGUUUGUAACUUUUUGUAAAACUUUAUAAUUUUUAAAAAUGGUUAGUGGCAAUAAAGAUCCAAGUGAUCUAAAAAAAGUGCCACCAAAGAAUCGUGAGAAGAAGACCAACAAUUACAAGAGAGCAAAUAUUUUUUCAAAAACAUGGUUCGUGUGGAUGAUGCCCACUUUCUGGCGAGGCUACAAGCGGGACCUGUACGACGCCGACCUCACCAAGCCCAAAGACAGCCACCUCUCCGACAAGCUCGGCGACCGCCUCGAAAAAAAAUGGCUGGAAGAAAUUGCACUAGCGAGCAAGCAGGGCCGUAAACCAUCGUUACUUCGUGCAAUGACCAAGGCUUUCUGGAUGAGUUACGCCCCCUCCGGCGUCAUGUUCCUCAUACAGGCACUCAUACUCAAACCUUUUCAACCAGUGGCGCUGAGUCUGAUGCUGACGUACUGGGAGCCAGGUUCCACGAUGUCGUACGAGCAAGCGGUGUACUGCGCUACCUCGGUCAUCAUGAUGUCUCUCUUCAUAGCGUUCCUGAACCACCACGGCACUUACUCCACACAACAAUUCGGCAUGAAAGUUCGAAUUGCUGCUUGCUCGCUUAUCUACAGAAAGGUGAUGCGCAUGAGUUCCGGUGCGCUCGCGCAGACAACGGCGGGUCAAGUUGUGAAUCUUCUAUCAAACGAUGUGAACCGUUUCGACUACGCCUUCAUUUACACUCACUUCAUCUGGCUACUUCCCCUGCAAGUGAUCGUGGUCUGCUACCUCAUAUACUUGAAGAUCGGAUAUGCAGCCAUCGUUGGUGUCAUCGGCAUUGUAUUGCAGACCAUACCGGUUCAGUCUUACAUGAGUAAAUUGGCGGCAAGGUUACGAAUGAGGACCGCGUGCAAAACUGACGAGCGCGUUCGAAUUAUGGACGAAAUUAUUAGCGGCAUGCAGGUGAUAAAAAUGUACGCGUGGGAGAAGCCGUUUGAGCAAGUGGUAGCUUUGGCUCGCAAGAACGAAAUCAACUGCAUCACGUCAGCGUCCUAUCUCCGCGGAGUAUACCUCAGCUUCAUGGUGUUCACCGAGAGGCUCACCCUGUACAUCACACUGCUCUCCUACUCAUUAUUCGGCUACCAAGUCACUGCAGAUAUUGUUUUCCCAUUGGCGCAAUUUUUCAACACUCUUCAAGGAACCCUUUCGAUAAUCAUGUCGAAUGCUGUUUCAUUUUUGGCAGAGGCGCUGAUAUCAGUGCAACGCCUAGAGGCAUUCAUGUUGUUCGAUGAACGAGAAGACCUGCGCAGUGUGCCAGACGUGGACAUAGCUAAAUUAGUACAAAGUGUGGACAACCAAAAGAAAAUGAAAAAUUUGAGUGAAGUGGAUCUGCGUCCUAACACUUUCAAGAAAAUUGAUGAAGAAGGCAUCUACAAUCCUGGUUUCGAGUGCAAUGACAAAGGCGUUCUCAGUUCGACGUUGUGCCCGAUGCCAGUGAACCCCGACGUCGGUAUUCUGAUCCAGAACGUGAGCGCCAGCUGGACUGACGACGGACCCAUCACCUUGAACAACCUCAACCUCACUGUGCCUAAAGGAAAACUAUGCGCAAUCAUUGGAUCUGUUGGCUCUGGAAAGAGUUCUAUUCUUCAAUUGCUCCUGAGUGAACUGCGUUCAACUAAUGGCCGUAUUUAUUUAUCUGGACCACUAUCCUACGCCAGCCAAGAACCCUGGUUAUUUGUUGCCACAGUUAGACAAAAUAUUUUGUUUGGACUACCGUACAACUCCAAAAAGUAUAAAGAAGUAGUCAGAGUUUGUGCUCUGCAGAAAGAUUUCCAACAGUUUCCUCACGGUGACCAGACACUAGUAGGAGAGAGAGGAGCUUCCUUAUCCGGGGGGCAAAGAGCUCGCAUCAACCUCGCAAGAGCUGUGUACAGACAGGCUGAUAUAUACCUAUUGGAUGACCCCCUGUCAGCGGUAGAUGCGCACGUUGGUCGGCAGUUGUUCGACGAGUGCAUCAGUGGCUAUCUGCGACACACGACCCGCGUGCUGGUGACGCACCAGCUGCACUACCUCAAGGCUGCUGACUACAUCGUCAUCUUGAAUAACGGGUCUGUGGAUGCCAAGGGAACUUACGAUGAACUAGUAACAACGGGCAAAGAUUUCGCCAAGUUAUUGUCAUCCAGUCACGAUGAAAAUGAAGACAAGAAGGAUUUGGAGAAACCUCCGCCGAUGUCCAGGCGGACUUCUGCCAGAUUAUCGACAACGCGUCGUCCUUCGCUGUGUGAGUCGACGGGAGGUUGCGACGUCGCGCAAGAGAUGGAGGAAGAGGAACGCGAGUCGGGCUCUAUGGGCUGGCACGUCUACGGAGCCUACCUUCGCGCCGGCGGUCGCACUCCCCGACUACUCUUCAUGAUCCUACUGCUCGUGAUAGGCCAGCUGUCCGCCACGCUCUGCGACUACUGGGUCACAUUCUGGACAAACGAAGUCACAACUCUAAAAGAAGCAGCUACUAACAUCACCACUAAGGACUACCACGUGGACAGGUCACCGCCUCUACAUAAUGGAACCUUCAACUUAUCUAGCUACUUUUCCGGUGUUCAUCAGAAACCAGACUUAGACAUCCACGCUUUCAUCGGCCCUCUUGACACUUCGCAGUACCUGUACGUUUACUCAGCUCUCAUCGUCUGUUGCAUUUUCUUCAUCACGGCUCGGGCGUUCAUGUUCUUCAAGGUUUGCAUGACGGCCUCCCGCAAUCUGCACAACGACAUGUUCCAUUCUAUGCUCAGAGGCGUCAUGAGAUUCUUUGACACGAACUCGUCAGGACGUAUAUUAAACAGAUUCUCCAAGGAUAUCGGUGCGCUGGACGAACUGUUACCGCGGUUCCUGCUAGAAUGUAUCCAGAUUUACCUGGUAAUGUUCAGUAUACUGGCCCUUAACGCGGCGGCUCUCAUCUGGACUCUUCUACCUACCACCAUCAUCUUGCUACUCUUCUACACAAUUCUACAAAUAUAUCUGAAGUCGGCCCAAUCUAUCAAACGGCUUGAAGGCACAACCCGAAGUCCAGUGUUCUCCCAUAUGUCUGCAACCCUCAAUGGUAUUAGUACCAUCAGGUCAGCUGGUGCAGAAAAAAGAUUGAUUCAGGAGUUCGACAGGUUCCAGGACAUACACACGUCCACGUGGAGCAGCUACCUCGCCAGCGGAGUCACACUGGGCUUCUGGUUGGACUUCAUCUGUGUCAUAUAUCUCACUAUCGUCAUCGUCGCCUUCCUCGUCAUUGACAGUAAAACGAUAUUCUCUGGAAACGUCGGAUUAGCUAUCUCGCAGACUCUGAUCCUGACUGGAAUGCUGCAGUUUGGGGUCCGACAGACCGCAGAAGUGAUAUCUCAAAUGACAAGCGUUGAAAGAAUACUGCAGUACACGCAUAUAGAACGCGAACCCAAAUGGGAAAAAGGAGAUAAGGAAGCGCCCAAAGACUGGCCAUCAAAGGGUCGCAUCGAGUUCAGAAACUGCUACAUGAAGUACACGCCUGAAGACUUGCCAGUGCUCAAGAAUCUCAACCUAGUUUUAGAAAGCGGAUGGAAGGUUGGUAUUGUCGGGAGAACUGGCGCAGGCAAGUCGUCACUGAUCUCCUCGUUGUUCCGCCUCGCUAUUGUCGAGGGAGAAGUCCUUAUUGAUGACGUCAACACCAGCUACCUAGCGCUACAGGAGUUGCGAUCGAAGAUAUCCAUAAUACCUCAGGAACCAGUGUUGUUUUCCGCGACUGUUCGCUACAAUUUAGAUCCAUUUAACAAUUAUGAAGACGAGCAACUUUGGAAGGCACUGGAAGCUGUGGACCUAAAGGCUGCAGUGCCGGCACUGGAUUUCAAGGUAUCGGAGGGAGGCUCCAACUUCUCGCUAGGACAGCGCCAGCUGGUUUGCCUAGCGCGCGCCAUCCUGCGCGGAAACCGAAUCCUGGUGCUCGACGAAGCCACUGCUAAUGUUGACCCUAAGACGGAUGAAUUUAUCCAAAGAACCAUAAGGACACGUUUCGCCGACUGCACUGUGCUGACAGUGGCUCACCGACUGAACACCAUCAUGGACUCGGACCGGGUCAUGGUAAUGGACUCCGGCAGGCUGGUGGAGUUCGACCACCCCUACCACCUUCUCAACAACCCCGAAGGACACUUUACCAAGAUGGUGAAGGAAACCAGUGAAAAAAUGUCCGCCCAACUGUAUCAAAUAGCAAAGAACACAUAUCUUGACAAUGGCGGAGUCAUAUAACAGUGGUUUUCUUAAUAAGUAAAAUAAGUUCUUUUUAAGUAGUUUUAAUUGCCAUUGUGUUGGAAUAAUGUUUUUGAAAUACUAUGUUAUUUUAAGGAUUUUUGUACCUACAUGAACAGUUACAUCUACGCGAUAAAUAUUGACUACGUACUACGUUAAGAAAUCUCGAGAAAAUGCGGACGGAUGCUCUGUUUAUCUUACGCGGAGACACCAUACAAGUAUUUUAAGAAGUGUGAUAUGUAUUGUAACCCUAUUAUAUUUUCUGCAUUUAAAAUUACUUACAUAAAUAUAUAUAAAGUAUGUCGAACAAUGUAGCAAUUUUAAAGUAUACUAUAAACCUCCUAUAAUAAGAGAAUUAAGCAGAUCGUAAGUGAUAUCAAACACAAACUGGUUAGUAAGAAUUCUAGCGAUGCAUUAUUCCAAUGCAGAUAAAAGAAUUUAUAUGAGUGUGAGUUUAGUGUUAAGUACAGUGCAGGAAAAAAAACUGUGUUAUUUAUUUAAUUAUGAAAUUGUAUCAUAUCAGUAAUGAUUUUUAAGUUUAAAAGUGACCAUUACGAAUGCCAUAGAGGUUACCCUCGAAAAAUAUAACAUAAGCUUUA